This is a messenger RNA of Balaenoptera ricei (Rice's whale), 1848 nucleotides long. It is a transcript of the gene CMPK1, whose product is annotated as cytidine/uridine monophosphate kinase 1. The record is from RefSeq and is a predicted model, not a curated record. Bases 147 to 833 code for a protein of 228 amino acids. Gene Ontology annotation, biological process: UDP biosynthetic process; 'de novo' pyrimidine nucleobase biosynthetic process; CDP biosynthetic process. Gene Ontology annotation, cellular component: cytoplasm; nucleus. The transcript has 6 exons. Gene Ontology annotation, molecular function: UMP kinase activity; ATP binding. Lineage: Eukaryota; Metazoa; Chordata; Mammalia; Artiodactyla; Balaenopteridae.
GCCGCGGCGCGGACGCCUCGGCAGCCACGGCGGCUGGACCGCGGCUGGCACCGGCUCGGCCCGCCCCCUCUUCCGUGCCCCCCCUCCCGCUCUAACGCCUGCUCGGCCGCUGUCAGCUGCAUCAGCGUCCUACCGAGCCACGGUGCAUGCUUCGCCGCUGCGGCCACCGGCUGCUGCACGUCCUAGGCCUUAGCUUCCCGCUGCUGACCGGCCGGCCGCUUUUCCUCUGCCCGCACCGCCUCAUGAGGCCGCAGGUCGUGUUCGUCCUCGGCGGUCCCGGCGCCGGCAAGGGGACCCAGUGCGCCCGCAUCGUCGAGAAAUAUGGCUACACACACCUUUCUGCAGGAGAACUUCUUCGUGAUGAAAGGAAGAACCCAGAUUCACAGUAUGGUGAACUCAUUGAAAAGUACAUUAAAGAUGGAAAGAUUGUGCCAGUUGAGAUAACCAUCAGUUUGUUGAGGAGGGAAAUGGAUCAGACAAUGGCGGCCAAUGCUCAGAAGAAUAAAUUCUUGAUUGAUGGGUUUCCAAGAAAUCAAGACAACCUUCAAGGUUGGAACAAGACCAUGGAUGGGAAGGCUGAUGUAUCUUUCGUUUUGUUUUUUGACUGUAAUAAUGAGAUCUGUAUUGAACGAUGUCUUGAGAGGGGAAAGAGUAGUGGUAGAAGUGAUGACAACAGAGAGAGCUUGGAAAAGAGAAUUCAAACCUAUCUUCAGUCAACAAAGCCAAUUAUUGACUUAUAUGAAGAAAUGGGGAAAGUUAAGAAAAUAGAUGCUUCUAAAUCUGUUGAUGAAGUUUUUGAUGAAGUUGUGAAGAUUUUUGACAAAGAAGGCUAACUCUAAACCUGAAAGCAUCCUUGAAAUCAUGCUUGAAUAUUGCUUUGAUAGCUGCUAUCACAACCCCUUUUUAAGGCAAUUUUAAUCUUUCAUAAUUACAUCUCAGUUAAUGGCUGGAAAGUAUGUAGUAAGACAAAUUAAAUUUUUUAUCUUCAUUUUUUUUUUUUUUUUUUUGGUCACAGGAAUAGACUGAAUUCGAGUCUAACUUCAUCUUAGCUAUGGUGCUCACAAAACAAAGAAGGGUGUUAGCUAGUUCUUUAUUUUUAUUCAAAAAGAAUAUCCCUUUUAUAGUUUGUGCCUUCUGUGAGCGAAACUUUUUAGUAUGUGUGUAUAUCCCUUUAGUAAUUACAACAUGUUUGGAUUAGGGAUUCCCCACGUCUUCUUUCUCUUGCAGGUUUUAAAUUUCCAACCUGUUAAGUGAAUUUAUGGACCAAAUUCUAAGGAACUUUUUGUGUAGUGAGUUCUUGGACAAUGUGUUUGGUAAACUCAUGAAAUGAAUUCCUAGAAGUAUUUUAGUAUUUAUCAAAUAGCUGACCAUUUCCUAUAGAAAGGUAAGAAAACUUAAGCUUUGUUUUACUACAAUUUGUACAAAGUUGUUUGCAGGGCAUAGUCUUUGCUUCCAGGGGCUGGGAUGGGGGCACUGGGGGUUCAGAGCCUGGUGGAAUUGUCAGCUUUAUUCUGACAUAAAUCUGAGGGUAAGGGGCAAGGAUCACAUCUUAAUGACAUGUGUUCCUUUUGCUCUAUUAUAUAAUGUUAUUAAUGAUUAAACUGAUCUUAACAAAAUUCCUAGUAGUGGAACCUUGAAAUGCAUGUACUUAGUAGAUUUAUGGUAAAAUGAUUUGGUUAGUGUUUUAGUAAGACUUCAAAGUUUUUUUUGUUUGUUUUCUAGACUAAGCAUAGGGUUAGUACAAAGCAGAAGAAAUCUAAUGGUUAAAUUUCCCAUUUGUAUUUUAUUUUCUUGAAUACUUUUUUUCGUAGUUGUUUAAGAAGAUUUAAAAAUUGCACUUUGGUCAGA